CACUCCCUCUCUUCUUCUCGCCUUGCGCUCCGUCACUUCGAGCAGAAGCACACACACAAAAACCAGGAAGCACCACUUCAUCCACUCCUUACUUCUACCUCUACACUCUCAGUGGCAUUAUUCUUCUAAACACAUUUCCCUGACUUUUCCUUUUUUUCACUAUGAUACAUUCAUCAGUUUUGCAUCUGUUGUCUAAGCCGCCAUUUCUUCUGGGGCUGUUUUACAAGAGAAGGCUGAUUCCUGCUGGUUCUUGCUAACGUUUUCAGAGACAUUGCUUGUUCAGUUAUUGUUAGCAAAGACUUUGGGUUUAAACUUUUUAUUAUACUUUUGUAUAACACUUUUUUUCACUCAGUUAGUUCUCAACACAGAGUCUUCUUGCUUUCCUUCAUUCUACCUCCUGUGCUUGCUCAGCAACACCAGUUAUUGACUUUAUUUUACUUUAAUAUUGUCUCAGGUGUUUUUCCUGUUUUCUUUAUGGGCACAAACUGAGAACAACAACAUUUUUCUUCAGGUUUUAUUUACGUCUGUUUUUUUAUUUUGCUCAAAUUUGAACCAACCCUAGCGAGGGAAAAGCCCAAGGCAUUGCUCCAACAACAUGUGGUCUACCUUUAUGGUGACCGAUGAGGAGGGCCGCACAGUGGGUCCGGCGGCGUCAGGAGGAGCGAUGAUUGCACCGGGGGGAGCACCGCAGGGGCCCGCCGCUCUAACCGGCAUGAUGACUGGACGCAGUACAUUCGGCGGGAACAAACGCCGCAGGAAAACAUCAACAGGACACGCCAUGAGUGAAGCCCAGGAGGGGAAGAUCAAGUUGGCUUUCUUCGUGGCAAUUGUAGGCGUUGUGCUGACUGUCCUUGGGGUGGGGACAGAGUUCUGGGUGGAGCUGUCACCGUCAAAGAGUUUCUAUAACAACCAGACAUGUCUGACAGCUCACUAUGGCCUGUGGAAGGGCUGCACAAAGUCUUUGUGGGUGUCCGAAAUCGACCCAAAUAGAGAGAGCUGCGGACCUGCUGAACUACCCGGAGCAUCUAACUGCACCUACUUCAAGUUCUUCACCACGGGGGAAAAUGCUGUGCUGUUUCAAAAGACAACAAGGAAAAAUCUGAACGUAGCGGCAGCCAUGUUGGCCCUGUUCAGCCUGUUCCUGAUGGUGAUGGGGGCCAUAUGCAUCACCAUGGCUCUCAGUAAAGAAUUAAUUUUCUUCCUCAAACCAGCGUCUGUCUGCUUUAUUAUGUCAGGUGUCCUGGUGCUUCUCUCUCUGAUUGUUUUCCACCAGUCUGUCCUUGCCUUCCUGGCCAGCGACCACACGGUCCCUCUGCAGCACAACCUCUCCUGGUCAGUGUCGUGUGUCGGCUGUGCCGGGGCCGUGCUAAUCGUGGGUGGGAUCCUCUUCCUGCUUCUGGCGCUGCCCUACAGCCCCUGGCAGAGGUGUCUCCCUCAGAAGAACAGCAGCAGCUAGUGGCCUGGAGGUGGUGUUGCACUUUAUCUGCCCUUUCUGUUUGUACAACACAGUCUC
This is a messenger RNA of Gymnodraco acuticeps, 1513 nucleotides long. RefSeq names its product voltage-dependent calcium channel gamma-6 subunit-like. The record is from RefSeq and is a predicted model, not a curated record. Bases 596 to 1456 code for a protein of 286 amino acids. Gene Ontology annotation, cellular component: L-type voltage-gated calcium channel complex; membrane. Gene Ontology annotation, biological process: regulation of calcium ion transmembrane transport via high voltage-gated calcium channel; calcium ion transport. Lineage: Eukaryota; Metazoa; Chordata; Actinopteri; Perciformes; Bathydraconidae. Gene Ontology annotation, molecular function: calcium channel regulator activity. The transcript is spliced from 7 exons.